Caenorhabditis bovis is the source of this 294-nucleotide messenger RNA. NCBI's taxonomy places the organism in Eukaryota, Metazoa, Nematoda, Chromadorea, Rhabditida, Rhabditidae. The record is from the annotation of a GenBank genome assembly.
AUGAGGUUGUUCAUCGUUAUUUUCUGUGUUAUUGCUGCUGUAUUCUCAAGACCAGGCGGAUACGGCCGACCAUAUGGUGUAGGAGAUAUGGGACCACCAAUGGACUUCCAACAAGGCGGAUUCCCAUCACAACAGUUUAGCAGCGGUGGCUAUGGCGCACCAAUUGGCGGAGGCGGAUAUGCUGGGGGCGCAUACUUUCCCUUCGAUGUGCACUUCAAUCUCAAAACAGUGUUUGCUCCUUCGCUCAAAACUGCUCCAUUUUUAAUUUCUGCUUUGUCUCCACCAUAUCCAUAG